Chelonus insularis is the source of this 1133-nucleotide messenger RNA. RefSeq names its product phosphoserine phosphatase (gene aay). Gene Ontology annotation, cellular component: cytoplasm. Gene Ontology annotation, molecular function: L-phosphoserine phosphatase activity; magnesium ion binding. The transcript is spliced from 5 exons. The record is from RefSeq and is a predicted model, not a curated record. Lineage: Eukaryota; Metazoa; Arthropoda; Insecta; Hymenoptera; Braconidae. The coding region runs from base 30 to 848 and encodes 272 amino acids. Gene Ontology annotation, biological process: dephosphorylation; L-serine biosynthetic process.
AGUUUCAUACUAGAGUGGGAGUAACUACCAUGUGCCCCUUCCACAUAACGUGGAUCCAAAGAGUGUACAAGAUUAUUACUUCGAAUGUCUUAAUACAUUUUACUCGUCAGUUGAAAAACGAUAAUUCUCUCAUAUCAACACUGUCAGAAUCAUUAUUAAAUCAACCGAAUACAAAAAUGAGUCUCCAGGAUGUGAUAAAGGCAUGGAAAAAUGCCGAUGCUGUUUCUUUUGAUGUUGACUCAACUGUUAUUCGUGAUGAAGGUAUCGAUGAACUUGCAAAGUUCUGUGGUAAAGGAGAUCAAGUUAUGGAUCUAACAAGGAAAGCGAUGCAGGGUAACAUGACUUUCCAACAAUCAUUAACAGUCAGGCUUAAUAUUAUUCAACCAAGUCUACAACAAAUUAAAGAAUUUAUUCAAACACAUCCACCAAGACUUACACCAGGAAUAAAAGAAUUGGUUGAUGAGUUACAUGAAAGAAAUAAAAAAGUUUUUCUUGUAUCUGGUGGAUUUCGUUGUUUGAUAUCUCCAGUUGCUGGACAAUUAAACAUUGCUCAGGAUAAUAUUUGUGCAAAUCGAUUGAAAUUCUAUUUUAAUGGUGACUUUGCUGGGUUUGAUGAGAACGAGCCAACAUCAAGAAGUGGAGGCAAAGCUGAAGUAAUCAGAAGGUUAAAGGAAAAAUUUGAUUUUAAAACAAUCGUUCACGUGGGAGAUGGAGCGACAGAUCUUGAAGCUAGUCCACCAGCUGACGCGUUCAUUGGAUUUGGUGGAAACGUCGUUAGAGAAAGUGUGAAAAAUGGAUCUCUCUGGUUUGUAAAAAACUUCCAGGAACUUCAAGAUGCUUUAAACUAGUAAGAGAAUCAUUAAUUAGAAAUGAUAUUAUGUUUAGUGACUAUUUUAAACUUAUUUUUUACUUAGCGAAAUGGAUCAAAGUAUCAUAUAAAAAAUUUUGUAAAACUAAUAAGAAUAAAUUCAAGAUCAGUAACAAGUAAACAAUUAAGUAAAGUAGAUAACAUUUCAUCUCGAUGUCAUCAAUAAAGUUUAAGGAUAUAUAUAUAUAUACAUAUGAAUCUUCAUAAUUUCUCUUGAAUAAAUUCGAAAAUAUAAGUUUAAAAAAAUUAAUAAAAUUUAGGAACA